Heteronotia binoei (common prickly gecko) is the source of this 1321-nucleotide messenger RNA. Its product is annotated as tetraspanin-18-like. Gene Ontology annotation, cellular component: membrane. The record is from RefSeq and is a predicted model, not a curated record. NCBI's taxonomy places the organism in Eukaryota, Metazoa, Chordata, Lepidosauria, Squamata, Gekkonidae. The transcript has 9 exons. Bases 1 to 1236 code for a protein of 411 amino acids.
AUGCGGGGCCUCCCUCCUGGACGCACUAAGCCCCCGACUGACGGUCCCUUCCCGUGUGGCCGCCAACGCAGCAGCCCCGACCCCAACACCGCAACCCUCCCCCGCCCCCCACAAAGGACGCCGGGCGCAGCAGGCAAGACCGCUGCGGCGGCAGAAACGAGAGCGGCUGAGCCAUGUCGCUCUAACACCUACCGGACUGCCCUCGUCGCUACAUCCCGCGAAGAAAGCAGUCAGCACCACCGGCGGCGUCCCCAACAAACAGCCGCCUUAACAGUACCGGAAACGUCCCCCUCACUCAAAGGCUACUUCCGUUUUGGAAUUCCAAAGUCACAUGAUUGUCUGCUGCGACUGCUAAUGGAGGAGCUGUUGGGCUGGUCAGCUCGGAUGCUGAAUCUGGCCCGUUAUCCGGUGUGGUUGGUGCGGGAACGGCAUUGGUGCCUGCUGUACCUCCUGGGCCCGUUGGUUGCUUCUGCCCCCCAGACUAAAGCUGGCUUCGUGAUGGGAGUUCUAGACCUUAUUAAAUACCUGAUGUUUGUGUUCAAUGUGCUGGUGUUUGGUGGAGGCAUCUGCCUCCUAAGUGUGGGCAUCUGGGCAGCUGCUGACCCUAAUGGAUUUCAGAGCAUUAUCCUUUCCAGUCCGCUUCUGAAUGUAGGGGCUUACCUCAUCAUCUUUGUGGGUGUGGCACUUGCUUUCCUCGGUUUUUUGGGUUGCUUUGGAGCCAUCAAAGAAAACAGGUCCACAUUAUUGCUUUUCUUUGUGUUGGUGCUUCUGGUGUUCUCUGUGGAGAUUGUGGCUGCUGCACUCAUUCUUGCCAAUAGGAAACAGAUCAAAGCUGAAUUCUUCCUGUCUGAUCUGCAGAGGAAUUACCAAGGGGACAAUGCUUCUGAUGUGUUCUCCAAGUCUUGGAACACCAUAAUGAUUGCGUUUUCAUGUUGUGGCAUUUCAGGGCCUGAUGAUUUUGGAAACUGCUCCCAUUUCCAGGAGCAACAGCCAGAUGAACUGUUGCCUCGUGCCUGCUGCACUCGAGACAAGCCCCUUCACACAGGUCACCUUUUAGAUUGGAAGCGCUGCAGGCAACGAGAUCCCGAGUAUCUCAAUAGCCAGGGCUGCUUCCCUACGAUCGCCUGGAUGUUGCAGAAAUAUAUCUCUAUCCCUGGGGCCUGUGGUUUGGGAGUGCUAACUAUUGAGAUGUUUGCCAUGAUCUUUGCUUUUUGCCUGUACCGCUACUAUGACUGAAUUAGCUUGCUAGCCCUGGAAAAAUCAAAGUGUGGUUUCAGAAAUGGAUAAACUCUGAAUAUUCCUCUCAGUAUUCAAAUUAAUA